This is a messenger RNA of Paramormyrops kingsleyae, 3066 nucleotides long. Lineage: Eukaryota; Metazoa; Chordata; Actinopteri; Osteoglossiformes; Mormyridae. The record is from RefSeq and is a predicted model, not a curated record.
CCAGGAGUUACCAUAUGAUGUCGUUUCUUUGUAAUAGUGGGCCAGCCUCGCUUUAAGCCAUGUGAUACCCCUCUGUUUCCAGCAAGGCUGCGCUGAAGCACACGGACGCUAUACUUCCAAAGGAAACAGAGCUCUGGCAUAGCGGCUGCUUUCCAGCAGGAGCAGAAUGAUCCUCCACUGAACAGGGUCUCGCUUAUGUAUGCGGGAGCAGGGGGAGAGACGGACAGCCUCGCAGUCUCCCCCAUAGAUCUGGCAUGAUAUAAAAAAAAGAAAAGGUGGAACUGAGCAGCCUUGUAAAUAUUAGCCGGUUUACUGACAGAGAAGCGGCUUCUGCUGUGAGAGCUCAGCCUGCACGCUGGCAGGAUUGGAGACUGAGCGGGAGACAGAGGGAAAGUGAAGAGUUUUCCUCAAACCCCAACUGGAACUUGUGGAAUUCCCCGUUUCAGAGGAAUGGAUGGAUUUAAGACUAUGUGCUAAAUUAUUUUGAUGUACACUGUCUGCUUUCCUGCUCCUGGCUGGGUUACUCAGAUGUGGUCAGUCAUGUCCUGGUUGCUUUGCUUGUGGAUUAGUGUGAGCUCUAUGCUGAUGUGUCACGCCAGUCUGUACGACACACUCCAGCAACACCGCAUGACCCGACCAGGAAUAAACACCAUUCAGAUCUUGGAAGGAGGUACAUGUGAGGUCAUUGCUGCUCACAGGUGCUGCAACAAAAACCGAAUUGAGGAGCGAUCCCAGACGGUGAAGUGCUCCUGUCUUCCUGGCAAAGUAGCAGGAACAACAAGGAACAAGCCUUCCUGUGUCGAUGCGUCCAUCGUGAUUGGGAAGUGGUGGUGUGAGAUGGAGCCCUGUCUGGAGGGAGAGGAGUGCAAGACUCUCCCAGACAACUCCGGCUGGAUGUGCUCAUCUGGUAACAAGAUCAAGACCACCAGGCUAGAGAGACAAGAAGUUGAAAGGAUGUGACCAUUUUUCAGCUUUCCAAGAAAACUCAGCCAUAUACAUCCUAUUAGCUGUGAAUCUCAAGUGUGCAAAUACUGCCAGCAAGGAGAUGACCACCUGGGGAGAUUAACAAGCGGACAUAAUGAAGACAUCUUUCAAAGACAUAUGGACAAGAUCCAUCGCUGACAAGGGCUACAUAUUGCAGGUGGUCACACAAGGUCAUCAUUAAAAGACAGCAUUGAUUUUAGGGAAAAAUCCAGCUUGCCUGAGGCUAUAUUUUGCCAAGGAUUUCCCACCCAGGAUAAUAGAUUUUGAUCAACAGCUCUAUACCGGGUGUGAGUGCCCUCUGUCUUGUCCAUUUAAACUUCAUAAAUGAUAUACAGGAGUAGUGGGGCACGAUGGAACAUACAAUGGAACAUUCAAUGGAGAGAUACAUUGUUUCCUCAACUGAAGUACGCAUCUGAAUUCCAAAGCUUUAAUGUUUGGAUAGUCUCUGGGUGGACUGUUGUGGAUCUCAGCCUCUGCCCUCCGCCAGCUCUCUAACCCUGCGAGAGUGGCAAACACUCCUUGCACAAAAAAAAAACCUGUCUGGACAAUGGUCGCAUCUUGUGCUUUUCCUCCCCCGUCUGAUGGGAGCCAAAGGAACAAUGGGUCCAUGUGUAGCUCAGUCAGUGUCCUUCAGAAAGACAUUUGUGUAACGUUCUUUGUUGGCAUGUUCCGUUCAGUUCACUAGUGCUUCAUUUGUGUCCAGAGACACUGUAGAUACAUCUGUGAUCUUCAUCCCUGUGUACAGCAACAAGCGUGACUACAGACAUCAGCAACAUUCAUCCUGAGAACAAGACUAUUUCCAGUCCAGGGAUGUGCGGCACAUGCUUGAAGAAUUCCAUUUUCUUUUUUAAUUGACCAUUUGCUUUCCCUGUCUGGCCGGAGGAACAGCAGCCUGGGCUCAAGACCGGAAUGCUUUGGUUUUUUUGACAGAACAUUCAUUGUAAAAGAAAUAUACAUUGGCUAGCAUAGAUGGAAAAACACAUAUUGACUUAAGAGAUCUUAAAUCAAUGCAAACAGUAGACAAGUUCUGCUUGUUCUUGUACACUAACCUGCUUUACAAAUGGACUGAAAUGCAGUCACUUCAGCAUUGUGUCUUUUUCCAACAUUUACAGUAUCUAUAAUUUGAUGACAUGUACUGAUUUUAUCAGCCUCACUUAGGAUAUUUACAAAAGAAAAAAAAAACUGCUCCAUACUCCCAUAACAUUUACUAUUGAUGUUUUAAGUUUUAACGCCGAAGAAAACGACUGACACAAAUUUAAACUACUGCUAUUCUUUAAAUGAAAGCUGAAAAUUGACAUUUGUAAGGUGUGCAGUAAUGACAAGCAUAUCAUGAACAUUAAAAUGAGAUAUAUUACAUUCAGUUAUGGUUUGUAAUUAUUUCUGAUUUUAAUGGCAUGAUUAUUUUCCAAAAGAAUUUAUUUAAAGAUAUAUGCUCAACUGUGACCAUCACCAGGACAAGUGAUUUGAAGAUGAAAAUGAGGAUGAGUACCAUACUGACACUAAUUAAUUUAGCUUUAUGUGUUCAAUUUUCCCUGUAUGUAACUGGUGUUAGCAAAUAUUUCUUCCAGAUUGUUUGAUGAAAUUAGUCAUAAAUGAGGGGAAUUUCACACAUUUUGAUUAAUGUUUGUUAUAUGAUGUUUACUGUCGUAGAAAUCUGUAUCAAUUGAUAUCAAAUUUUUAAUUAUUUACACACCUUGUUAGACUGACAAACUGGGAACACAUGCAGGUGAAUCUUAAAUGCUAACAGAAACAAACUGUCAGUAUGCAAGUCACAUAAGCUUUACUCCCCACAGUGUUCAAAUACAAAUUGGAAAGUACAUGUCUCACAGAGGUCCAGGUUCUCAAUUCAUUGUGUGCAAAAUAGUGUUCUUAGAAUAUAUGCCACAACAAACAAGGAUGCAUAAAGUCACCUGAAUAUAAUUCAAGGAUUGCUGCCUUGAUUAUUGUUCAACAGAAACUCUCUUUUCUGGUUUUUCUUUACUGACAAAAAUGUCACAGAUAAAAGCAAUUAACAUGUGGAUAUCGUUAUAAAGCAUGCAGAGAUUGCUUCUGCUCUUGAUUUAAGAAUAUGAAUCACAGCUG